Chelonus insularis is the source of this 1641-nucleotide messenger RNA. RefSeq lists its product as uncharacterized. NCBI's taxonomy places the organism in Eukaryota, Metazoa, Arthropoda, Insecta, Hymenoptera, Braconidae. Gene Ontology annotation, molecular function: ligand-gated monoatomic ion channel activity. Gene Ontology annotation, cellular component: membrane. The coding region runs from base 1 to 1641 and encodes 546 amino acids. The record is from RefSeq and is a predicted model, not a curated record. The transcript is spliced from 8 exons.
AUGAGGAAAGUACUUGGUUGGUUAUUGUUAACAUUGUUAAUGAGAACAAUAGAUAAUCAAUUAAUUCGAUCACCAAAUAUUUACAAAGAAGUCAUCAGAGAAGUCUGUGAUUAUUAUCAAUGUUUUUCAAUUACACUUUUUCACAGUAGUCCUUCUUGGACUCAAGAUAUUGAUGUGAUGACCAAGCUGAAGAACCUGGUGAUGUAUUUUGAGAGCAAAUUACUGAUUCAGACAACUGUCACUGAUAUUUCAAGCUAUGCAAUUCAGUUCAGCAGCAUGAGAUUCAAUUUGAUGACGAAGUCACUCUUUAUCCUCUUGAAUGACUCUGAUGACAUGAAAGUCCAGUUUGCUAGGAUGCUAAUACCAUUGAUGGACAUAUCGAAACCCAUGUGGAUGAUUUUUAUGCAAGACAAGACAUCGAUUGAAGAUUUUUUUGAAGAUGUCUACAUACCUUUCAACUGCAAAUUUAUGAUAUCGAAGAAGAGUCUUGACAUCGAAGAUAGUGAGGUAAUUACUGAAAUUUACAGAGUUUACUUUGGUAAACAACUGAAGCAAGAUUUCUUUGCUACUUGGAAUACUCUUACUGGCAUGGAUCCACCAUCCCUACCUUUCUUUAUGCGGAGAAAGAAUCUUGAUAGCCAGUUACUACGUGUCAGCUCUAUAAAUAGACCUCCUGGAUCAAUCGUCAUUGAGAAUAAAGAAGAGAAUACAACUGAAUUAGGUGGAUCCUGUGGAGAAAUAUUACUUGAUUUUCAAAACUUCCUCAACUUUCGAGUUUCUUUCAAGCAAUCAAUUAGAGGAGGAUAUUGUUAUUCCAAUGGUACAUGUACUGACUCUGUUGAGUUAAUGAGAACCAAUCAAUCAGAUAUAUUAGCACUGGACUUGGUAGUAAUAACUUCAAGAAUUGAUAAACUACAGUAUCUUGCUCCACUACUUAAUAUAUACAUCAGCAUAUCAAAAAAUGUGCAGUGGCAAAAAUAUUUGACACCAUUUAGCAAGGGAAUUUGGUUCAUCAUUGCUAUCAUGAUUAUACUUAUUGGUAGCUUUAUAACAUUAAUAAAAUUUCUAAGUAAAGUGAAGCUUAUUGACAAACUCGAUUUAGAUCAUGAUGAUGAUGAAAUAUCAUUCAUAGAUUCUUAUCUCAUCGUCAUUGCUGCACUUAGUGGUCAAGCAAUGAAACAAUCACAAAUUAAUUCACUUCGGUUCAUUGCACUCACUACUCAUGUAACAUCCAUUGUAUUAUUGGCAUCAUACUCAGCGGUACUGAUAAGUCUUUUAACAGUCAAUCAUGCUGAAGCACCAUUAAAGUCUAUUAAAGAUUUUCUAGAAGAUGGAUCUUACAGUGUUGGAGUCAUGUUGGCUUCCACUGAAUAUGCUAUUCUUGAGGGUAUUGAAAACAGUUUGAUAAAACAAUUAUUGAAGAAAAUUAAUCAAAUUAAAUCCACACUACCAUCAACUAGACGUGAAGGACUUCAACGUGUAUGCGAUGAUAAUAAAUUUGCAUUUGUGACCAAUACAAAUGCUUACUCGAAAUUUGAUCCAGAGAAUUGUUAUAUUGUACCAUUGGAUAAUAUUGUUGAUUUAUCUGCAGCCUUUGCAGUACAAAAAAACAGUCCAUAUAUUGAUCUUUUUAAUUAUUAG